CAACGACCAUUGUUGUCUAUGUGGCUACAUCCUCGGGGUCUUUAUACGCCACAUUAUUGCAACUACCGUGUGCGUUCCGCUUUCUCAGGGCUCGUGGUGGAGUGCUCAAGGCGGACAAGGAUCUUCAGGGACCGUCUCGGGUGAACAUUCCGCGCAGCAAGGGCCUGGAGUUUUUGCUCAGCAUCUCGCUCCCUACUUGCAGCUGCAUCUGGAUAUCAGUUGGUGCUUGUUGACCGACCGCUCUUUUCUUCUUUCCUGCUCACGGAUUAUAUCUGCCAGACAUCUCGCCCAUUGCUUCAUUAUUGCGCUUUCUCGUCCUACAAAUAGCAACGAUGUUCCU
Molecule: messenger RNA, 340 nt
Organism: Amorphotheca resinae ATCC 22711
Lineage: Eukaryota; Fungi; Ascomycota; Leotiomycetes; Helotiales; Amorphothecaceae
Exons: 1
Source: RefSeq, a predicted model, not a curated record